Molecule: messenger RNA, 1113 nt
Organism: Nanorana parkeri
Lineage: Eukaryota; Metazoa; Chordata; Amphibia; Anura; Dicroglossidae
Product: zona pellucida sperm-binding protein 3-like
Exons: 8
Coding region: 1-1113 (370 amino acids)
Biological process (GO): binding of sperm to zona pellucida; positive regulation of acrosome reaction; egg coat formation
Cellular component (GO): extracellular matrix
Molecular function (GO): acrosin binding
Source: RefSeq, a predicted model, not a curated record
AUGCUCCGACAGCAACAGCAGACUGUAAGUUCUCCUGUCAGUGUCCAGUGUGGAGAGGACACCAUGGAGGUCAGUGUCCAGAGGGAUUUGUAUGGGAAUGGAAAGCUAGUGAAACCUUCUGAUCUGAGCCUGGGAGCCCAACUAUGCAAGCCCAGCACCGAAAGUACCGACAACAUGGUCAUCUUCCAGAUUAGCCUCCAGGAGUGUGGUAACACUGUGCAGAUGUAUCAAGAUUGGGUGGUCUACACCACCAGCCUGACCUACAGCCCAACCUCCUCCAUUCCAAUCGUCCGAACCAACCCAGCUGUGGUCCCCAUAAUAUGCUACUACUAUCGGCAUGGUAAUGUGAGCAGCAAGGCCAUUAAGCCAACAUGGCUUCCAUUCAGCACCACAGUGUCCUCAGAAGAGAGGCUGUCCUUUUCUUUACGCUUGAUGGCUGAGGACUGGAGUGGCCCUAGAAGUUCUUCAGUCUUUCAGUUGGGAGAUAUUCUCUACAUAGAGGCCUCUGUGGACACUCGGAACCAUAUUGGCCUGAUCCUGUUUAUUGACCGAUGUGUGGCCACCAUAUCGCCUGAUACCAGCUCUUCUCCUAAUUAUGACAUCAUUACGGACAAUGGGUGUCUGGUAGAUGGAAUGCAAGAGGACUCCUCUGCAGCCUUCAUGACUCCAAGGGUCAAACCAGACAACCUACGGUUCACAGUAGAUGUCUUCCGAUUCCUAGGAAAUGAUGCGUCUCUGAUCUACAUAACCUGUUACCUGAGAACUGCUGCAGCCACCCAGGUCCCAGAUUCCAUGAACAAGGCCUGUUUCUAUAGCAAAGCCACAAAUGGCUGGUCUGCAGUUGAGGGCCCCAGCAAUAUCUGCCAGUGUUGUCAAACAGGCACCUGCAGCAACCCUAAUCUGAUGACAGGAGGAAGGACCAGAUUUGGAAGACCGAGAGCAUUUGGCAAGAGGGAAGCCUUGGAUGGAUCCAUUCAGGCAACAAAGGGAAUACCACCCUGCAAGCUGCCAUAUACUGCUAAGGAGCAUGGCAUGCUCAAACCAACAUCACGGGAGGAUGUCGACAAUUUACCAAAGCCACAUCAAUGGAAAAAGGCUGCAAAGAAGAAAUAA